Penicillium malachiteum is the source of this 1278-nucleotide messenger RNA. Its product is annotated as FAD-binding oxidoreductase. The record is from RefSeq and is a predicted model, not a curated record. Bases 1 to 1278 code for a protein of 425 amino acids. Gene Ontology annotation, biological process: lactate catabolic process. Gene Ontology annotation, cellular component: mitochondrion. The transcript has 3 exons. Lineage: Eukaryota; Fungi; Ascomycota; Eurotiomycetes; Eurotiales; Aspergillaceae. Gene Ontology annotation, molecular function: flavin adenine dinucleotide binding; D-lactate dehydrogenase (cytochrome) activity; D-lactate dehydrogenase (NAD+) activity.
AUGGACAAGAUUCUGGAGAUAAACGAAGAGUACGCGUACGCAAUCGUGGAACUGGGUGUAUCCUUUUUCGAUCUAUUCAACGAGAUUCAAAAGCGCGGCUUGAACCUUUGGCCAUCUGUUCCAGCUAUUGGCUGGGGUUCUGUUUUAGUAAAUACCCUCGAUCGUGGUUUUGGCUAUACACCGCUAGGUGAACACGCCCAGGGGCAAUGUGGAUUUGAAGUUGUCCUGCCAAAUGGCGAUCUCCUGCGGACUGGGAUGGGAGCUAUGAAGAAUAGUUCUCUCUUUCCUCUAUACAAAAGUGGUUACGGCCCAAACAUUGAUGGGAUGUUCUUCCAGUCUAACCUUGGCGUCGUGACCAAGCUGGGGAUCCAUAUUACGCCUGCCCCAGAAGCAUACGCCACAGUGGAAGUGAGCGUCCCGCGUGAAGAGGACCUGGUGCCCCUAGUGGGAACUCUUUCCGAUCUGAUGCGCCGAUCGGUCAUCUUGAACUCGCCAUCCAUCGCGAAUAUCUUCCGGAUUGCGCUCACAUCUCGGGAAUCUGAAGUUCAUGAAAUUUUUGGAGGUUAUAUGAAACCAGGGAGUAAUGUUCCUUACAAGGUCUUGGAGGAUAUACGAUGCAAGCAGGGUUGGGGUUUUUGGAAGGCAUACUUUUCGCUCUAUGCGCCCACAGAAGUUCUCCCAUCCCUGAUUGCGGCAGUAAAACGAGCCUUUACUACGAUUGAGGGUGUGGAGAUCGAGUAUCGUGAAUUCGCUGGCAUACCGGGCAAAUGUAUCACCGCACAGGAUGUCGAGGAGGAAGAGAUUCCUCACAGUGGAAUCCCCACCCUGGCCCCACUUGCGAUGCUAGACAGUCGACAGGAGGGCAGUGGAAAUAUUUGUUUUUCUCCUAUUAUCCCUCCUUCUGGUCGGGAACUGUAUUUCUGGUACCUAACUGCGAAAAAGCGAACUUAUGAAGCUGGAUUUGAUUUCUUCGCUGAUUUCCACGUUUAUCCUCGAUAUGUUAUUGGCAUCGACUUGGUCAUCUAUACGGCUUCAGAAACAAUUGCGAUUGACCGAUUGUAUCGAGACCUAUUGACAGAUGCUGCCGGGCAGGGUUACUCAGAAUACCGGACACACGUCAGUUAUAUAGGUGAGGUGGCAUCUCAUUUCGAUUUUAAUGAUUCGGCGAUUCGGCGAUUCAACACAACCAUCAAGGAUUUAUUGGACCCGAACGCAAUUUUAUCACCGGGAAAGUCAGGAAUAUGGAACUCCGAGUCACAAAGUCGGAUCGGAAAGUAG